Molecule: messenger RNA, 1240 nt
Organism: Drosophila serrata
Lineage: Eukaryota; Metazoa; Arthropoda; Insecta; Diptera; Drosophilidae
Source: RefSeq, a predicted model, not a curated record
GAAACAAUUUGAUCCAGAUUCAAUCUAAGAAAUUGGCUGAAGAGCACAUUCCUUGAAAUAAUUCUGUUGGUCCGCCAUGAGACCCAAGGAACAUCCGGAGCUGAUCUUCGACGUGAUCCCCAAGCUGUACGAGGAGCACUUUAAGGUAUUCGUGACUCAUCUGGGCAAUGUGCAGGAGCAGUUGCAUGUCCUGCCCCGCAAGUUCUGCCGGAUGUAUACCACACGUCCGUUGGCCAACCAAUUGCUAAAGUAUCUGGAGUCCCGCCAGGCGAAGAUCGGGGAGGAGGACUUUCAGGUGGUGGAGGAGUGCAAGCCUUUCCCGCUGCGCCUCAGCGAUGGCAAGCGUCUGGAGGCGAUGCUCUGUUCUGGAAGUGAACUUGGCCACAAUCUCAUCCUGCUCAUACGGCGGCCUACAAAUGCCGGAAAAUUGCUCUACUGUUACUCGGCGGCAAGGUUGGAAAACCUCGGUUGCCUGCUGGCCAAUUCUGUCUUCAAUUCCUGGAUCUCCCAGGGCACAGAGCAAUUGUAUCUGAAUCUCUCAGAUGUUAAUCGACCCUUUGAGCACGUGGACUUUGAUGUGUUGGCUGCCACCAUCGAAGAAUAUCGUAAGGAGCACAAUCAAGUGGUGCUUCUCAAGCUGCCGCUUUUCGGUUACGAGGAACUCGUCUAUCAAUUGGAUAACACCCGGCUCCAUGGACAUAUUCGACUUGUGGGCAACUUUUUGGAGAGCUUCAAGUGCCUCAGUUCCGAUCUGAAGCCCAUUCCGGAAAGGGUGAUCAAAGUCCAUGUCUGCGACACCCACAACUGGAGAACGGUAGCCAGUCGAGAGCUGAAGGAGGAGUUGAUUGCCACAGUGAACUUUCCACUGGAUUUGCUCAAAUGGUCGCCACAGCCAACGAGGAUGCAUCUGCGGCAACUGUGCAGCCUUGUGCGACCCCAGCACAUUCAGGGUAUUGUGCCCUUCCACUCGUCUGGCAAUGUGCCACCAGCUCCACAAUUUCUUCAAUGCUUCAGGUCCACCUAUGUGGCAGCGAGUAAGGCAAAGGAACCUCCAUCAAAGGCUCAGGAAACGCAACCGAAUCAAAGAGUGGAGAAGCGAAAAACGAAGGCACCUCUUAGAGUUAUCAAUGCCAAGCGACACCACUUUGUGGACGAUGAAAAUGAUAGUAGCAAUUCGAAUUAGAGAUUGAGAAUUUCAAGUAACACUAUUUUUAUAUUGUUCAUCAUAAUAGUUUAAAAA